UGUUCCUGCCAUGCUCUAUAGCGUCACUAUGGCUGUCACAAGUGUCGCGGUCCACACCGUCAGCGCACUCGUUGCUUGUCUAUCCAUUGUCAUUCUCGUUCUCACCAUACACAGCGUCUCACUGAAAGACCGCCUGGAUUAUGCUGUUACUCCGCCCCUGAGACGAACGGGCAUGAGUAUCUUGUUCUGGCCUGCAUGUGGCGGACUCGUGGACUGCUGCCUCUUUCUCUUCCUCUGGAUCCGAUCACCUUUUUAUCCGACACAGGUCAGUAUUGCUUAGAGUAUGUGGCUAAAUUGCUGACUGAAUACUGAAAGAAGAAGACAGUCUACCUCAACGCGCUCCUCUUUGUGGCCGCGUUCUACUUUAUGAGGCCGUUUAUCGUGCUUGUCUACACCUUUGUUGAGCAUGAUGUCGAGGCCUGGGCGAGCUUGAUGUCGAAUCACGGCAAGGAAAACACUUCGGAAGUGCUUUGCAGAGAGUUGCGAGCCGUACACUUUCUACUGAUUCCG
Messenger RNA from Didymella exigua CBS 183.55, 510 nucleotides. RefSeq lists its product as uncharacterized. NCBI's taxonomy places the organism in Eukaryota, Fungi, Ascomycota, Dothideomycetes, Pleosporales, Didymellaceae. The record is from RefSeq and is a predicted model, not a curated record. The coding region runs from base 29 to 280 and encodes 83 amino acids. The transcript has a single exon.